UCAACAUAGCAUGACUCUCACCUCCAGUUAUUCUUACUACCUAGAUCUGACAAACUAUUAUAUUAUAUAAGUACCAAGCUAAAAUAAGAACGUAUCACCGAACUUCUGCUAUAUUUGAUUCAUCAAAUGACAGUUGGCUUUGCCUUCCUGACAUUUCCACAGGAAAUUUAGACCAUGGAUGUCAACAACUUUUCCACUGAGAGUGUGAGAAGUGACUUCAGUUUCACUCAGUGUUAUCCCACCACUGAAGACCCAGAUAUUUCUAGUUAUGGACCAUGCAAGUAUGAGAGACAUGGAGCUCUGUUCCUGCCUGUCUUUUAUUCCCUGCUCUUCGUGGUCGGGGUGACCGGCAAUGGCCUCGUCAUGUGGGUCAUCCUGAUGUCUGUGAACCUGCUGAGCAUCGUUGACAUUUGCCUCCUGAACCUGGCUGUGGCGGAUCUUCUGCUGCUCAUCACCCUUCCCUUCCUGGCCCAUUACUCAAGAGCGGACUGGGUCUUUGGGUCUGGCAUGUGCAAAGUCGUCAUGGGCAGCUACUACAUCGGCUUCAACAGCAGCAUCUUUUUCGUCGUGAUCAUGAGCAUCGACCGGUACCUGGCUGUAGUUCAUGCUGUGAAGUCCCUCAGAACCAUGUCACGCAAAUAUCGAGUCAUCAUGAUCGUCAUAACCUGGGUCAUAGGACUUUUGGCUUCAUUUCCUGAAUUAACGCUCAUUGGCGUUCAUCCAAACCAUAACAGAACUUUGUGUCAAGUAAGUUAUAAGCGUGAACCAAUCCUGAGAGUAUUUGGCCUAUUUAAGAUGAAUGUUACCAGCCUUCUGAUUCCAUUUUUCAUCAUGGUCUUUUGCUACUCGAUGAUCCUCAGGAGAAUACUCCUCUGCAAGUCAACAAACAGGAAGACCGUCCGCCUCGUGCUUCUGUUGGUUGUGGUGUUUUUCUGCUGCUGGACCCCCUACAAUGUUGCAUCAUUCUUUCAGGCAUUAGAAGUACUCGGUAUCUACACAGCAUGUGAAUCCAGCAAGGCCAUUCAGUUGAGCCUGCAGGUGACGGAGGCUGUAGCCUACUCCCACACCUGCUUAAACCCCAUCAUUUACUUCUUUGUGGGGGAGAAGUUCAGGAGGCAGCUGUUUAAACUCAUGAACAGGAUGUCCCGCAUGAAGAAUAGCUUCAUGAUUUCCACUGCCUCAUCACAGCAGUCCCAGACAAGUAGAACUACAAGUAGUAAACUUUAAAUAAAAAUGUCACUUUUGUUUAAAUAUCAUAUCCCUGCUACAUUUUAGACAUAUAUGUAGAAUUUUUUUGAUCUUUUAACGUAUGUUCUAUCUUCAGUAUAAACCUGUUCCAUUUUACUUGAAUAGUAAGAAAUCAUCUUCUUUAUAAUGGAAAUCGUAUUUUACUUCUUUUAUUCCCUCUCCAAACAUUUUCUGAAUGCCCGUGAAAUUGCUCUUUAAUAAAUAAAACACUGAUUUCUACUCAUUUUGCAAGCUCUGUGUCUGAAUUGGUCCUUUCUACGAAGACCUUUAAUAGCACAGUCCUCCUAGAACUUUUUGAAACCAAGACUGGAGUUUGUGGAUAACUGUCAUUGACGUUUUUACAGCUAGAGGUUUGUUUUGUAUCCUUCUCCCAGAUUAUUGGCAUCUUUUGUAUUGUAUUGCUUGCAAUAAGCUAUGAUUGUAUGGUAAGCAACAAAUGUUUUUAUUAUCUAUUUCUAUGAAUAUGGAUUUUCAAAUCUUUGAUAAGCUAACAAAAAUAUGAAUAUAUUGGGGAUUAUAUUAGUAAAAUAUUCAAGCUAAAGGCAUCAGCCUGUUCUUUAUUUUUUCUCAUAACGAACUCUGAACCACCACUACCACGGAACUGGGGCAAAGUGAUAAGAGGGUCUCGUAAAGUCUACAGUCAUUCAUUUUCCACAAGACAUGGUCCCUACGCAGGAUGUGACAUAAUCACUCUCCGCCAAUAUAAGCUGCCAGGCACAUAUGACAACAUCAGCAGUGAAUGACAUCCCAAUAGUGGCUGGAGGAUCAGAUGUGGAUUGUAGAAGCAGGGGGGAUGUUAAAGGGCUAAACAUGAGUAGCAUCCACUGGUGAUGCUGCUGAUAGACUUUUCCAUGUCAAGGGCAAGAAAGCAGAGACCUGCUGCCCUUCAGUUUGACGUGUAAGGCAGUCGAGAGGUCAUCCAAGACCUGCCAUGGAUCCACGACAUGCUCAUAUGAGAAGUUCCUUUUCUUUAUCAACAAGUAAUCCAUCACUAGUGACAGCAGCCAUGUUUGGAUUACUAUUGACACUGAAAUCUGUUUCUUACAAGGGUGUGUCCCUUGCAUGAGAUGGGCAUGUGUGUGUUGUAAGUCUGAGCACUCAGAUGUUAUCAGAGACAUGUUUG
Messenger RNA from Brienomyrus brachyistius, 2371 nucleotides. RefSeq names its product C-C chemokine receptor type 4-like. Gene Ontology annotation, biological process: immune response; chemotaxis; G protein-coupled receptor signaling pathway. Bases 175 to 1227 code for a protein of 350 amino acids. The transcript is spliced from 2 exons. Gene Ontology annotation, molecular function: chemokine receptor activity. Gene Ontology annotation, cellular component: membrane. The record is from RefSeq and is a predicted model, not a curated record. NCBI's taxonomy places the organism in Eukaryota, Metazoa, Chordata, Actinopteri, Osteoglossiformes, Mormyridae.